Alnus glutinosa is the source of this 949-nucleotide messenger RNA. RefSeq lists its product as uncharacterized. NCBI's taxonomy places the organism in Eukaryota, Viridiplantae, Streptophyta, Magnoliopsida, Fagales, Betulaceae. The coding region runs from base 137 to 628 and encodes 163 amino acids. The transcript is spliced from 2 exons. The record is from RefSeq and is a predicted model, not a curated record.
GGCAUAAAAGAAAAGACCCUUCUCUUUCUCUUUCUCUCUCUCUCUCUCUCUCUCUCUCUCUCUCUCUCUCUCUAUAUAUAUAUAUAUAUAUAUAUUUUUAUCUUUCUUCUACUUCUUCCAUGAGAGAGGAGGAGCCAUGAAAAACACCAUAAGAUGCUGCAUCUCUUGCAUUCUACCGUGCGGAGCGCUCGACGUGAUUCGCAUAGUGCACUCCAAUGGCCGCGUGGAAGAGAUCAGCGGGAGUAUCCGAGCGAGCGAGAUCAUGAAAGCUCACCCUAAGCACGUGCUGAAGAAACCCUCUUCGUCGUCCGACGACGGCUGUGUCCCGAAGAUUGUGAUAGUCCAGCCGGACGCAGAGCUUCAACGCGGGAAGAUAUACUUCCUCAUGCCGGUGCCUUCAACCCCGGAGAAAACUCGGUCAAGAUCAUCGACGAGAAAGAAAAAAAGAGAGGCCGACAGCAACGCCAACAGCAACGGUGCGUCCAUGACAAACCUUUUGGUAUCUGAUCGGUACUUGAGUGAAAUACUCUCGGAGAAGCUUUCCACGCAAAGGGAUCGACGGCGAGGCCGUGUUGGUGUAUGGAGGCCUCACUUAGAGAGCAUUUGCAUAGAAGAAGAAGAAAAAUAAUGCAAUAGUUGUAUCCUGGUUUGGAAAUUGUGGGGGAUGAUAUGAGCAGUUUUGGUAAGGAUCGAUCUCGGCAUCCGAUAAGGCCAUAAAAGGCUGCGAUUACAUGAAUCUGGAUUGUAUUGAGCUUCAUAUGUCUGUAUUCAAUGGGGGCAUAAAUUCAAAGGCUGUAAUUUUUGUGGGGUUUGUCUUUCUUUGUAGUUCAAAGUCAUCAAGGCCUCAAGGGGAAGAAACUGUUAUUUGGGAGAGACCCACUUCUACUGUUUGAUGUUUUUUUUAAGCAGUGUAUGAAUAAAAUCUGGAAGCUGAUUGUGAUAUGAAUCA